Cotesia glomerata is the source of this 2737-nucleotide messenger RNA. RefSeq names its product peroxisomal acyl-coenzyme A oxidase 3-like. Gene Ontology annotation, cellular component: peroxisome. The coding region runs from base 451 to 2487 and encodes 678 amino acids. The record is from RefSeq and is a predicted model, not a curated record. Lineage: Eukaryota; Metazoa; Arthropoda; Insecta; Hymenoptera; Braconidae. Gene Ontology annotation, biological process: lipid homeostasis; fatty acid beta-oxidation using acyl-CoA oxidase. Gene Ontology annotation, molecular function: FAD binding; pristanoyl-CoA oxidase activity; fatty acid binding. The transcript has 12 exons.
AAUUGGCAAUUUCAUGGUCGGGUUUGGUCGCGCUUACGGGGAAUCGCCGCGAUUCCAUGUUCUUACGACAUUUAUUAUUUAAUAUCUAAUUAAUAAAAAUACCUACAACUUUAAAAACUGUUUAGGUGCAUGCUAAAUGAAUUGAAGAAGGAAUAGUUAAAUUUUUUAAGGCUGGAAAAAAUUAUUUUUUUUUUUAUAACGAAUUGAAAAAAAAAAGCGGGGAAUCGCUCAUAGCGCGACCAACGAAGGGUUAAUGGUAUUAUACAUAAGUCGGUUAAAGUUUGUGGUCUUUAUUUUUAUAAGUAACCUAAAAAGCUUACGACAUCCUUUUCAUUUCCUAGCGUUUAGAUUAAGAACAAUCUUCGUCAUGUUAAUCAAUUUAUAACUAUUAAUUAAUCUAUUAUUUUAGUGAUAUCAAAUCUUUUUGUCUUAUAAUCACAGUGAACAAAUAUGAAGCUACUCAAAAUCAGAGAAUUAAUCCGUGAUAUACCAACAGGUGGACCCUUAGAAGUAUUCAGAAAACGAGCAAGUUUUGAUUGGAAAUCGCUAAAAUUUAAUAUUUUCGGGGUUGACUCUCUUGAGUAUCAUGAAAAAGUUUAUAGGUUUAUUGAGAGUUCACCCGAUUUCCAGAGGCCAUCAAAAACUCUCACUUUGGACGAAUAUCGACGAAGAUGUUUUAAUCAGAUAAAAACUCUUUUCAAAAAUGAUCUUAUUGAAUCAAAUGGUUUGUCUCUGAAUGCUUACAUCGAUUAUGAUUCUUCAUUACCGGUAAUUAUAGGUAUUUUAUAUGCUAUGGUACCAGGAGUAGUUUUCUCCCUGGGUACUGAACGUCACAUAGAUUAUGUCAGCAAGUUUCAUAGCGGAGAAUAUCGAGGAUGCUUUGCACUUACUGAAGUUUCUCAUGGGACUAAUGCAAAAGGCAUGAGAACGACUGCAACCUAUGAUAUAACUUCACAAAGUUUUAUUUUGAAUUCACCAGAUUUUGAAGCCACUAAAUUUUGGAUAGGGGGUUUAGGUAAACAAGCAACGCACGCAAUAGUUUUUGCUCAAUUAAUAACUCCAGAUGAAAUUUGUCAUGGUCUCAAUAUCUUCAUUGUACCUAUUCGAGAUCCAAAUACAAUGCUGCCGAUGCCGGGAAUAACAAUAGGUGAUUUAGGUGAAAAGGUUGGACUCAAUGGUGUUGAUAAUGGUUUCAUAAUGUUUCACAAUUUCAAAGUGCCUAGAGAAAAUUUGUUGAAUAAGAUGUGUGAUGUCACAAUAAAUGGACAUUUCAUAUCAGCGAUUAAAGAUCGAAGCAAAAGAUUUGGUGCAUCACUUGGAACUCUUUCUCUUGGUCGAGCUAACAUUACCAAUAUUUGUUUUAAAUACUGUUCAUUGGCAAUAGUUAUUGCAGUUCGAUAUUGUGCUGUUCGCAAGCAAUUUGGGCCUUCAGAAACUGAAGAAUGGCCAGUUUUACAGUAUCAAGCAUUGUAUGGAAGACUGAUGCCACACUUAGCAGCUACUUAUGCUAUUCUUAUUUUUUCAACAACUUUUCUGAAGCAAGUUCAAAUUUUUCAAGCACAUUUAUUAAAUCCUGAAACAAAAGAUGAAGCAGCUGCUGAAGGUUUGGAAAUCCAUGCUCUUUCCUCAGCUACAAAGCCUCUUUGCUCUUGGACAGUAAGAGAUAUUAUUCAAGAUUGUCGAGAAGUUUGUGGUGGUAUGGGAUAUCUUAAAGUUGCUCGCCUAGGAGAUUUAAGAGCAGAUCAUGAUGCAAACUGUACAUAUGAAGGUGAAAAUAACGUGUUAGUUCAACAAGCAAGCAAUUGGCUCCUAAAUUUCACUUCCAACUUCAGUAAUGGUAAACCUAUACCUUCGCCUUUGAAGUCUAUUGAUUUUUUGGCUCAGGGAAAGAAAAUUCUUCAAACAAAAUUUACAUGUAUGAAUAUGGAGGAGACUUUAGAACCUGAAAAUUUACAGAAAGCUUUCCAAUGGCUACUUUGUUACUAUUUUGAAAAAACUUAUCGGCGUGUUGAAAUUUUGAAAAGUGGAGGAAAUGAUCCAUUUACUAUAAGAAAUGAUUCGCAAACAUUCUAUGCUAAAUCAUUAUCGCUCAUUUAUGGCGAGCAUGCCAUCUUCAAAAGUUUUAUAGACAAAAUAGAAGACCCAUGCUGGAGUAAUGAAGAAAAAAUAGUUUUGAAAAAAAUGUGUUCUUUAUAUGGCUCUUCUUGCCUUGAACGUUGGCUAGGUGACUUGUAUAGUGGGAAGUUCGCUGAUAGUACAUCAAAAAUAGACCAGUUUCUACGUGAAGGGAUCAUUAAACUUUCUAAAGAACUUGUUAAUGAAGCUGUAUCACUUGUUGAUAUUCUUUCGCCUCCAGACUUUAUAUUGAAUUCUCCUUUAGGAAUGUCAGAUGGAGAGGUUUAUAAACAUCUUGAAAAAUCAUUACGUCAAAAUAAAGAAAAUUCCGAUCGUCCUUCAUGGUGGAAAGAAAUGGUAGCAAAGCUUUAAUCUAAAACUAAAGUUGGAAAUGCUUAGAGGAUGAAAAUUUUUCAUUAUGAAGCGAGAAAUAUUGAUUUUACAACAAUAUUUUAAUCUGAAGAACGAUGGAUUGUUAAUUUUGUUUUAUUUCAAAAUUAAUCUGAUUAUUUAUUCAUAAUCUUGUUCUUCAAACAAAACUAGUAUGGAACAUUAUCAUAAGAUGAUAAAUACUUAAAAAAAUAAUUUUAUAACCAUGAAUUCAGUGCAAUAAAGGUGAUAA